This is a messenger RNA of Leucoraja erinaceus (little skate), 7150 nucleotides long. RefSeq names its product myoferlin-like. The record is from RefSeq and is a predicted model, not a curated record. The coding region runs from base 393 to 6485 and encodes 2030 amino acids. Gene Ontology annotation, molecular function: calcium-dependent phospholipid binding; calcium ion binding. NCBI's taxonomy places the organism in Eukaryota, Metazoa, Chordata, Chondrichthyes, Rajiformes, Rajidae. Gene Ontology annotation, biological process: T-tubule organization; monocyte activation involved in immune response; vesicle fusion. The transcript has 53 exons. Gene Ontology annotation, cellular component: T-tubule; cytoplasmic vesicle; membrane.
CAUUACAGCGAGUUAUCAAAACAUUUACUCCACGGCUGUGCCGCUUAAACAAGGCUUUCCCGGGGCGUGUCCAAGAAUUUUCCACUUUGUUUUUCCAGAAUCCAGAAGUUCCUUUUUAACUUCAGCGCGACGUGGCAAGACUUUGUGCGGCAAGCCUUCUGUUGCUUCUUCAUCGGUGUUAACUCUUGGGUAGGUGGCGCAGGCAGGUACUGGCUCACAGGUGUGGUAACCAAUCCGCCUCUACCUCAGGAUCUCCCAUGAAAGAUCUCCUCAUUAGUAAUUACGGAAUCAUUUCCCCGUUCACCAGUGGGGAGGCGUUCAUCUCGCUGACGAUGUCGGGCUGAGCCUGGUCCUCGCAAACAUCUGGCUCUGCUGUUUCGGGGGAUGCCAAAAUGCUUCGUUUUAUCGUAGAAUCGGCCAGUAAUCUCCCAGAUACAACAUUCGGGACGCCCGAUCCGAUUGUAUCGAUCACUUAUAAAGGUGAAAAGAAGAAAACCAGGACAGUUGACAAUGAAUUGAACCCAGUGUGGAAUGAGAAAAUUGAAUUUGAUUUGAAGGGAGAGGCCCUAAAUGCUUCGUCAUCCGUUCUUGUUGUGGUUAAGGACCAUGAGACAAUUGGAAAAGAUAAGUUUAUUGGUUCUGCAACGGUAUCCUUGAGAGAUCUAGCAAGUGGUCAAAAGACAUUACCUUUGAAGAAUAUCUCUUUGCUCACUGAAAAGAAGCAACCAACAGGGGGACAAAUAAGCCUGGUAGCCUCUUAUGAACCACCGGCUGGAGCCGGACCACCUAACUCAUCUGCACUUGAUGAUUCUGCUGCACAAGACUCUGAUGAAGGGGAUGAAGGUGAUGAAGGUGAUGUGGAGGGUGGAGACGGAGGGGUUACAGGACCCUCGGGUGUACCAUCCCAUCCAGCAGCCAGAAGGCUUCGGAAGAAGAAAAGUAAGAGGCCGCUCUCCAACAAACCUCAGGAUUUCCAGAUUCGAGUGAGGAUAAUUGGUGCACGUCAGUUGGCUGGUAAUAAUGUAAAGCCUGUGGUUAAAGUGACGGUCUGCAAUCAGACUCAUCGGACGAGGAUUCGAAGAGGAAACAACCCCCACUUUGAUGAGAUUUUCUUCUUCAACGUAAACCGGUCACCAGAGGAGCUAUUUGAUGAGUCGAUCCAAAUUAGAGUGUACAAUUCAUUUUCGUUGCGUUCAGAUUCAUUAAUGGGAGAAUUCAAGUUGGACAUUGGUUAUGUCUAUGAUGAGUCUGGGCAUGCUAUUUUGAGAAAAUGGCUCCUACUUCAUAACCCUGAAGACCCCAGUACUGGAUCGAAAGGAUACUUAAAAGUCAGCUUGUUUGUCCUGGCCACAGGAGAUGAUCCUCCGGUUGAGAAGAAAGGGAAAAGUGAAGAUAGCGAUGACGUUGAAAGCAACCUGCUGCUUCCUGCAGGCCUCACUCUUCGAUGGGUGACUUUCCUUCUGAAGAUCUACAGAGCAGAAGACAUUCCACAAAUGGAUGAUGCCUUUGUAGAAAGUGUGAAGUCGAUAUUUGGAGCAGGCACAGACAAGAAAAACCUGGUGGAUCCAUACGUGGAAGUUAGUUUUGCUGGGAAAAAGCUUUGUACAAAGAUAAUAGAAAAGAAUGCAAAUCCAGAGUGGAACCAAGUUAUCAACCUUCAAGUCAAGUUUCCAUCGAUGUGUGAGAAACUACGCUUGACUGUUUUUGAUUGGGAUCGGGUGACUGGAAAUGAUGCAAUUGGGACGGCGUAUUUGUUCCUGUCCAAGAUAGCAUCAUCCGGAGGAGAAGUUGAAGGGGAAACGGGAGAAGAAUCAAUAGGGUUUCUUCCAGCUUUUGGCCCUUCGUUCAUCAACUUUUACGGGAGCCCUCGGGAAUUCACUGGCCUGCCUGAUCCUUACGAAGACUUGAACCAUGGGAAGGGUGAAGGCGUUUCAUAUCGAGGCCGACUAUUAGUUGAACUCCACACACAGCUUGAAGGUAGUCCAGAGAAGAAGCUGGAAGACAUACCAAGUGAUGAUGUUUUGGUUGUUCAGAAAUAUCAACGCCGACGCAAGUACAGUCUUUGCGCUGUCUUUUAUGCCGCAACGAUGCAGCAAGAAGUUGGAGAUGCCAUUCAGUUUGAAGUCAGCAUUGGUAAUUAUGGGAAUAAAUUUGACAAGACCUGCAGGCCUUUGGCUUCCACCACUCAGUACAGUAGAGCCGUGUUUGAUGGUAACUAUUACUACUUUCUACCUUGGUCAAACACAAAGCCUGUGGUGACACUCACUUCGUUCUGGGAGGACAUCAGCCACAGGUUGGAUUCUGUGAACAUCCUCUUAAAAAUGGUCCACAGGCUGGAAGUGAACUUAACAAAAUUGAAGACAGCUGUGUUGGCCAAAGUUGCAGAAGAUUUACUAGCUGAAUUCUGGUUCAAAGUUAUUGAACAGAUUAUAGAAGAAUGCAGCCAACCCUUGCCAGUUGUUGAAGGUAAACCUAAUGUGACCCAGCUGGAUUUGCAAAUCCACAAGCUGCGUACAAACACACUGGCAUCUAUUGUUGAAUCCGCACAAACCUGGCGAAACGAAGCAAGUGAUCCCAAGGAAACAAUCCCUGAUAUGGAAAGCUGGCUAGAGGACCUCAAAUCAUUGUCUGAGGAGCCACAAAACAGCAUGCCCGAUGUUAUCAUCUGGAUGAUAUGCGAUGAGAAACGAGUUGCCUAUGCCCGCAUUCCAGCUCACGAACUGCUCUACUCAACUACAAGUGAGGAAGCCUGUGGCAGAUACUGUGGAAAGACACGGACAAUAGUCUUGAAGUAUUUGGAAGACAAGUACAAAGGUUCCAAAAUACCAUCUCAGUUGCGGGUUCGCUUUUGGCUCGGACUUUCGGCCGUGGAGAAAAAAUUCAACAGCUUUUCUGAAGGAAACUUCAGUGUAUUUUCGGAAUUGUACGAAAACCAAAUCCAGCUCAUGGGCAAAUGGGGCACUACUGGGCUUGUGGGCCGCCACAAGUUUUCUGAUGUGACAGGUAAAAUAAAGCUGAAGAAAGAGAGCUUCAUGCCCCCGAAAAGCUGGGAAUGGGAAGAAGACUGGUUCAUUGAUCCUGAAAGAAGUUUGCUAACAGAAGCUGAUGCUGGCCACACGGAAUUUAUUGAUGAAGUCUAUGAAAAUAACUCUCGCUAUCCUGGGGCUGAAUGGAAAAUAGCAAAGGAGCCUUACACUGAUGUGAACGGAGAAAAGAGUGUAUCAAAAGAAGAAUUUGAACCUCCAGCAGGGUGGAACUGGAUGGAUCAGUGGGAGUAUGAUGUCAACCGAGCUGUUGAUGAGAAUGGUUGGGAAUAUGGACUAACCAUUCCCCCAGAUGACAAACCUAAAUCCUGGGUUUCAACGGAGAAAAUGUACCACACACAGAAGCGCCGACGUUGGGUGCGAAGACGCAAGAAGGACAAACAGCAAAGUGUACAUUCAUCGAAGACCAAGUCACCUGACCAGGAUUCAGAAGGAUGGGAAUAUGCAUCUCUAAUUGGCUGGAACUUUCACAUGAAGAAGCGGAAAUCUGACACUUACAGACGGCGAAGAUGGAGGAGGAAGAUGGCACCAUCUGGGCAAUUGAAGGAUGCUGCAAUCUUCCGAUUGGAAGGUGCUCUUGCUUCACCUCCUGGCGAGGAUGGUGAUAAAUCACCAACAGACUCGAUAUUUGGAGCAAGUACUCCUACGAUCUCCUGCGUGUUUGACCGGCCCUCGAUCUUUCAUCUCCGUUGCUAUAUUUUUCAAGCACGAAGUAUGACUGCUAUGGACAAAGACAGCUUUUCCGACCCAUAUGCUCAUGUUUCAUUUCUCCAUCAAAGCAAGACAACUGAGGUCAUCAAAUCGACACUCAACCCAACCUGGGACCAGUCCCUAAUUUUCAAUGAUAUCGACAUCUAUGGUGAUCCCUUAAAUUUGAUUCAUAGUCCGCCAAAUGUGGUCAUUGAAAUAUAUGAUGAAGAUCAAGUGGGAAAAGAUGAAUUUUUGGGCAGGUGCCUUUGUCCCCCAAUUGUGAAGCUGGAUCCAAACACAGACGUGACACCCAAGCUUCUCUGGUAUCCUGUGAAGAUGGGUGACAAGAAAUCUGGGGAGCUCCUCAUCGCUGCCGAACUGAUGUUGAAAGAUAAACCAGACGGGUCAAAUUUGCCGCUUCUGCCUCCAAUCCGGUCGGGUACACUGUAUAUGGUGCCACAAGGAAUCAGACCAGUUGUGCAGCUUACUGCAAUUGAAAUCCUGACGUGGGGGUUACGGAACAUGAAGACCUACCAGCUGGCAGCCGUGUCGUCUCCAAGCCUCGUGGUAGAAUGUGGCGACAAAUAUUUGGAAUCUGCUGUGAUCAAGAGCCUUAAAAGAUGUCCCAAUUUCCCCCGCUCGGUCCUCUUCAUGAAAGUGUAUCUUCCGAAAGACGAAAUGUACACACCUCCUAUUGUCAUCAAGGUAAUUGACCACAGGCCAUUUGGACGCAAACCUGUGGUUGGACAAUGCACAAUUAAUACUUUGAAAGAAUUUCGGAUUGACGCCUAUACUGAAAAAGUAUCUGUCGGAAUGCACUCAAAAGCGUCUAUUCUAUCAAGUGCUCGUGAUUGUGUUAUUGAUGUGGAAGACAACCAGAAACCCCUCCUGGAAUCGCAGCUGCCAGAGGAGGAGGAUGAUUCAAUCGAUUGGUGGAGCAAGUUUUAUGCAUCUGUAGGAGAGCAUGACCGAUGUGGCAAAUACCUUCAGAAAGGUUAUGAUAUGCUGAAGGUGUAUGACACAGAACUGGAGAAUGUCCCUGAAUUCAAGAAGCUGACUGAUUUCUGUCAGACCUUUAAACUCUUCCGAGGGAAAACGGAGGAUGAUGAAGACCCAUCAGUUGUGGGUGAAUUUAAGGGUUCCUUCAAAAUUUACCCUUUAAGUGAUGAUCCAGGUAUUAAAAUGCCUCCACGUCAGUUUGCAGAGCUUCCCGAUAGUGGAACGCAAGAAUGUUUGGUGCGAAUCUACAUAAUUCGGGCUAUUGACUUGCAGCCGAAAGAUAGUAACGGCAAGUGUGACCCAUUUGUGAAGGUCAGCUUGGGUAGAAAAUCAAUAGAAGAUCGAGAUAAUUAUGUACCCAAGACAUUGAACCCAGUGUUCGGCAGGAUGUUUGAGAUUAGUUGCAAUAUACCGACGGAGAAAGAUCUCAAAAUUGCACUCUACGAUUUUGAUUUGUUGUCACGUGAUGAGAAGGUUGGGGAGACCAUUAUUGAUUUGGAAAACAGACUUUUAUCACGCUUUGGAGCUUGUGCUGGAUUGCCUCAAUCAUAUUACAUUUCCGGAAUAAAUGCCUGGCGUGAUCAGCUGAAGCCAUCCCAGCUGCUGCACAAUUUGGCCAAGAUGAAGGGCCUUUCUCCGCCUGUGAUCUCGAGCACCAGCCUCUCCUACAAUGGUCAGGAAUACGUGCUAAGUGAAAUUGAAAACAACAAAACUCUAAAUGAGCAUCUUGGACCUCCAGAGGAACGUCUGGCACUUCAUGCUUUGCGACUGCAAGGACUUGUACCAGAGCAUGUGGAAUUGAGGACCUUGUACAGCACCUUCCAACCCAACCUUACACAGGGAAAACUACAGAUGUGGGUGGACAUUUUCCCAAAGAGUCUCGGCCCACCCGGACCACCAUUUGAUAUUACACCCCGAAAGCCCAAAAAGCAUUUCCUUCGCUGUGUAAUAUGGAAUACUAGUGAUGUCCUUCUGGAUGAAAAAAGUAUUACUGGAGAAGAGAUGAGUGAUAUCUAUGUUAAAGGCUGGAUCGGUGGGCUUGAAGAUGAAAAGCAGAAGACAGAUGUGCACUACAGGUCUCUAGGAGGAGAAGGAAACUUCAAUUGGAGAUUUAUUUUCCCAUUUGAAUACCUCCCAUCCGAGCAGCUUUGUGUCGUAGCCAAGAAGGAAAACUUUUGGAGUCUUGACAAAACAGAGUUCAGGACACCUCCUAAACUAUUCAUUCAAAUCUGGGACAAUGAUAAAUUUACCAUGGACGACUAUUUGGGUUUCCUUGAGUUGGACCUGAACUCAACAAUAAGCCCAACGAAAACGGCCAAAGGAUGUGACCUGGACAUGCUGCCAGAUACGAAGGAUCCUGGUGCUAAAGCUCCUAAACUGACCUCACUUUUUUCUCAGAAGUCGUUAAAUGGUUGGUGGCCAUGUGUUCAAGAGAAAGAUGACAAACGUAUUUUGGCUGGUAAAGUUGAAAUGACAUUGGAGAUUGUCACUGAACAAGAGGCUGACGAAAAACCUGCUGCCAAAGCAAGAGAUGAACCCAACAUGAACCCAAAACUGGAUCCUCCAAACCGUCCAGAAACGUCUUUCCUGUGGUUCACCAGUCCUUGUAAGACGAUGAAAUACAUCAUCUGGCGCCGAUUCAAAUGGAUAUUUCUCGGGAUCUUAAUACUGCUGUUUGUAGUUUUGUUCCUCGGGAUCUUCUUUUACUCAUUGCCGAACUAUCUAUCCAUGCGAAUUGUGAGUCCGGUCUAAAGGAGUUAUGGCUGUCUGGCCCUGCUCUUAAAUAGCUGGUCCAGGAACAUUCACUUCAUAUGUCUACAACCUCGUGGCCUAAAGGAUAGAAAUGAACUGAGGUUAGGAAGGCGACAAGAUCUACAUUUACCAAGGUUAGCCAAGGUUCAUGGGGUCAUGACUGGGCCAUUUAUCAAGUAAUGCCAUGUUAAUGUGCUGCCCCUGAUGAGCGGGACCCUGCUGGUUUAAUCCCAGCCUUUCUGCAAUCGACUGUUUGUUUAGCAGGUGCCUCUCUAGUUAUGAAAUACCAGGGAUGAUUUUUUUUGUUUGUUUUGAACGAUGACUUAAGUUGAAGUGUUAUAAAACAAUAGCUAUUCAAGGUGGCUGGUUUGCUAAUCUGUUACAGUAUAGAUUAAUAAAUGUGCAGAUUUAUGGGACUUUAUAGAAUAUUUUAUGAAAUAACCUUUAACUCACAAGUGCAAAUGCUUCCACAAUGCAUGUGCCCUGCGGGAAUGGAGAAAACUGGUGGUGUAGAAUAUUGUACUAGUCAAAAACUCCAGUGCUUCCUGAAUUUGCCCGCAUACUGCAUAUGAAUUUGAACCAAAUGUGUAAUUUAAAUGCGGAUGUGUUAUUAAUCAAUAUGCACCUUCUGUAUUCUGUUAGUUGCUUAUAAAUCAUUUCAUCAA